AUGACAUUGGUGGACCUCGUCAUGAUUGACAUUGGUGAAACACGGGAUGAAAAUGCAUGCACGUCGAGAUCUGUAAGAUCGGGACACGGAGGAGUUCCAACUAGUGCACCUGCGAAUGUUACUUUGCUUUUUGUGAAACCAAGCAAUGCCAUCGUACAGUGGAAAGAAAUACCUCGAAACCAGGUCAAUGGUGUACUUUUGGGGUACAGGAUAUUGAUAGAAUACUAUGACUAUUAUUCCUAUAAUCGGACGACCAUAACAACAAAUGAGACUGGUGUGAUUAUUGAAGAUCUACGUCCUGCUACUCUAUAUUGGAUGGAGAUAUACGGGUUUACUGCUAAAGGAAAUGGACCAUACAGUUACAAAUACUGGACUACAAGUUGUGGCRAAGACAUCGAGAAUCAUUCGCAAGGAACGAUUACAAGUCCAGACACUUUUAGAAGAUGGGUGACGGCUGAUUGUUCCUGGAAAAUAAAAGCUUCUUUCCAAAAAGCACUUAUUUUGAUUUUAUUUGAAAUAGUAGAUGUGCCAUUAUCUUUUCGCUGUGGCGAAAACUAUGUGACCCUUACAGAUGGGCAAGGGAAUGUGGCUGAUAAAAUAUGUGGAAUACGACAAUCAUUCACAUUCAUUUCGUUUGGUUCAGCUAUAGUGCAUUAUUACGUUCAUGAAAGAUGGACAUGGCGUCAACAAGCUACUAUGAAAGCAAGUUACUACAUCUUCGACGACGGCAUCGAAAGUGUACCUAUCAUUCCAAAGUGGAAUAUUUCUGCGCUUAGCAAAAAUUCAACAACGAUAGACGCCCAUUGGUCUGAUUAUCCAGAUAAAAGUGUAAGGGUUGAUAAAUAUAUGGCCAUAAGCACUUGGAAUACUAAUAUAACCGCAGAAACGACAAACGGCGAAGGUAGAAGUGCACAGCUUACAAACCUAUUUCCAUAUACGGAUUACAGCAUUCAGAUACUGGCUUUUAUUGGCAACUCUUCAAAUGCAAGUUUAGCUAAUUGGAAUGAAACAGUGAAAAGAAGCCAGGAAGUCAAAUUAACGACCCUUGAUGAUGUUCCUAGUAAAGCUCCUUUAAGUGUGCUUGCGCAAACGGCCGGUUUACAUAGCAUUCUCGUCGAAUGGCAGCACAUCCCUCGGCAGUUCAUUCACGGUGUUAUACUUGGAUACCGUAUUUACUAUCAAGUAGCUUGGUCGAGACWUUCCUUUAAUAGCACGUUUAUCAAGUCGAACAAGACUUCCAUUAUUCUCAAGGGACUUCAAAURUUUACUCAAUACCGUGUAGAGGUGGCGGGGGUUACAAGAAUUGGCGAAGGACCACGAAGUCGUGGGAUAUUUGCAAGAACAGGCUGUGACCAAAGAUUACCUGGAAGCUUUGGUACUUUUGCAAGUCCAAAUUACCCAGACAACUAUCCAAGUAACACUAAUUGUACGUGGACAGUAGGAAAAGAUCUGGCUUUCGAAGACUUAUACAUCGUCUUCAAUUCAUUCGAAUUAGAAGAAGGGCAUGGUUGCAGAAACGAAUUCGUAAACAUUAACGAUGAAAAAGRCAACUUGGUGCUAGAAAAGAGCUGCGGAAAUAAGGAUCCCUAUGGGAUCAACAUUGCCAAAAGAUACGCUGUGGUUAGAAUGCUGUCCGAUGGUGGUAUCGAGAAAAAAGGCUUCCAUGCAAAUUACUUCGUAAUUGAGGAAAAAUCAAAAGUUUUUACAACUCCAAAACCAGAAGAAACAGAGUCGCCAUCGCCAACCCCAACUGGUAAACUUCUUGAAAAUAAUUGUUCUUAA
Actinia tenebrosa (Australian red waratah sea anemone) is the source of this 1782-nucleotide messenger RNA. RefSeq lists its product as uncharacterized. The record is from RefSeq and is a predicted model, not a curated record. Gene Ontology annotation, cellular component: membrane. Gene Ontology annotation, biological process: cell-matrix adhesion. Gene Ontology annotation, molecular function: calcium ion binding; protein binding. NCBI's taxonomy places the organism in Eukaryota, Metazoa, Cnidaria, Anthozoa, Actiniaria, Actiniidae.